Molecule: messenger RNA, 143 nt
Organism: Diversispora eburnea
Lineage: Eukaryota; Fungi; Glomeromycota; Glomeromycetes; Diversisporales; Diversisporaceae
Source: the annotation of a GenBank genome assembly
CUAAUAACAACAUUGAGUCUGUUCAUCAAAAUAUACAAAAGAAUGAUGAUAGCGGAGCUAAUGACUCGACACUUAAAAUCGCACCUUUAAUAGAAUCGAUGAAAAAAUUAUCGAUAUCAGUUAAUGAUCAGGGUACAGAAACA